Gigantopelta aegis is the source of this 789-nucleotide messenger RNA. RefSeq names its product 60S ribosomal protein L7-like. Lineage: Eukaryota; Metazoa; Mollusca; Gastropoda; Neomphalida; Peltospiridae. The record is from RefSeq and is a predicted model, not a curated record. Gene Ontology annotation, cellular component: cytosolic large ribosomal subunit. Gene Ontology annotation, biological process: maturation of LSU-rRNA from tricistronic rRNA transcript (SSU-rRNA, 5.8S rRNA, LSU-rRNA). Gene Ontology annotation, molecular function: structural constituent of ribosome; RNA binding. The transcript has 6 exons. Bases 16 to 747 code for a protein of 243 amino acids.
UUUGUCAAAAACAACAUGCCCGACACCAAGAAGCCGAAGGUGCCGGAAAGCCUUCUGAAGAAAAGAAAUCUAAAUGCAAAAAUACGUGAGAGUAAAGUCAAGGCUGCAUUAAAACAGAAAAAGGCUUUCAAAGCCAAUCGGAAGGUCAUCUUCAAGCGAGCGGAGAAAUAUGCCAAGGAAUACCGUGUGAAGGAGCGAGAGAUGAUUCGCAUGUAUCGCAUGGCGAAGAAAGCCAACAACUUCUACGUUCCUCACGAGCCCAAGCUGGCGUUUGUGAUGCGAAUCAGAGGUAUCAACGGCGUUCAUCCUCGGCCGAGAAAAGUCUUACAGCUGUUCCGCCUGCGCCAGAUCAACAACGGCGUCUUCAUGAAGCUGAACCGCGCCACGUUACAGAUGCUGAAGAUCGCUGAGCCAUACAUCACGUGGGGAAUUCCCAACUUGAAGAGCGUGCGAGAAUUGAUCUACAAGAGAGGUUACGGUAAAGUGCACCACCAACGUAUACCCCUCACAGACAAUGCCAUCAUUGAGAAACAGCUCGGUCAUUGUAACAUCAUCUGUAUGGAGGAUUUGAUCCACGAGAUUUUCACGGUCGGCCCUCACUUCAAGGAAGCGGCCAACUUUCUGUGGUACUUCAAACUGAACACGCCAAACGGGGGCUGGCGCCGGAAGUACAACCAUUUUAACGAUGGCGGUGACUGCGGAUUCAGAGACGACAAAAUCAACACUCUCCUCAAGAGAAUGAUUUAAACGUUGACACACAUGGACAUUAAUAAAUUACGGGAAAGAAAA